Molecule: messenger RNA, 1858 nt
Organism: Aethalodelphis obliquidens (Pacific white-sided dolphin)
Lineage: Eukaryota; Metazoa; Chordata; Mammalia; Artiodactyla; Delphinidae
Gene: CUNH11orf97
Product: chromosome unknown C11orf97 homolog
Exons: 5
Coding region: 1-507 (168 amino acids)
Cellular component (GO): ciliary base
Source: RefSeq, a predicted model, not a curated record
AUGAGGGGGGAGGAGGCGGUGACCGCGGUGGCGAUGCCCGAGGCGGGCCGCGACGGCGAGCAGCCUCUGCCGCCCGCAGGCUUGGGAUGCGGGGCGCGCGGGGAGACCGGAGGCCGCGGCCCCCAGGAGUCCCGGAAGCAGUGUGAGUUCUCUUUCAGCCUCGGACCCCGCGGGAGGUACGUGAGCGAGGAGAAGCGGCAUCUGAAAAGAGGAGAAUGUGCUCUCAAGAAUCCCUCAUCAGUGGCCCUGGAAGGGAUUUGGAGCAUUGAAAGGAAUCUCCCUGUGGGAGGCUUGAAGCCAGGACUGCCGAGCAGAAACAGUUUACUGCCACAAGCCAAGUACUAUUCGAGGCACGGAGGGCUACGAAGUAAGACCUGGAUACCCUUGACUUCCACCCCAAGCAUGGAGGAUACUGAGCGGUUUAUAAACCAGUGGUAUAUGCUUUAUUUACAGCUCUCAGUCGAAAGCCAAUCUUCUUUUGAUUUGCUUCUCUCAGGUUACUUGUAGUUUGGCUACAUUGCCUCAUUGUGGAACUUAAAUAGUAAUAGUUUAAGUAACCAAUUUACUCCACGGAUACAAUAGAAGUUCACACUCUUGAGUUAUACUCCUGACUCUUUCCUUUCCUUUUUAUCCACAGAAGACCUUCCAGCACACGGGCUCAGUGGGAAGGAAUCUUGCACUGCCCUUUCUUCUAGACAGAUGAUCUGCGUUUACUAGUGGAAAUGAGGAAAGGGAGAUGAGGGAAUUCAGGAAGAAUAAGGCAACUGCUUUGCUAGGUUCCAUUAGUUUUACCCUAUUUUAGGUAGGAGGCCACCAAGGCUGGCCCCAGUAGACUGUUCCUCACAGACAUUAUGUUUGGGGAAAAGCUAUUACUCAUUCCUCACUGUCCCAGCCGAUGUCUGCCAGCGAUAUUUGUGGCAGGAUGUGGAGAAGGCAGGGGUUCUGACAUGGAAGCACAAGCAGUGUCCAGGUAGUGUACGGACAUACAACUGGGUCUAUAAGUCCUGAAAACAGCUCUACAAUUGGGAGGGAACCCUGGGCUGAGAGGAAAGAAGUGGGUAAGUGCCAAGCUUGGGUCCUCUUAACCAAGAUAUGAGUCAUACUGGCAAAUGCUAUAUAGCACUUCAUAUUCUAGAUUCUUCAUAUAUAAUUAUAUAUUAAAUCUUUACAACAAUCACAUGAAACAAGUACAGUUCAUUUCACAGAUGAGGAAACUGAGGCACAAAAAGGUUUGAAUAAUUUACCCAAGUCGUUCAGCUAGUGAGUAGAAGUCAUGAGGCACCACCAACUCUGUGAGCCAACGGUACACAGGAACUGGGCUGUCUGGUGAAUCUGGAAUGGUGUGAGGGCUCAGCCCAAGUGCCACAAAAGAGGGGGGUCCCCAGGGAGGAAGCCUCCAGAAUAUGGAUUCAGUAGGAGGAAAAUACAGCCACUAAAGACUGGGACACAAGGUGAAAAAAUAAACAAACAAAAAACUUGUUACUUAAGGGGAUUCGUGUAGCGAAAAGGAACCAGUAAUAGAGACCUGGGUUUAAUAAUAAUAAAGUAGUAGCCACCAUUUAUCAUGUGCCAGGCAUGGCAGUCUUUUAUAGUUAUGUAAUCCACAGGGUCACAUGAGAUGAGAGUUUCAAUCUUCAUUUUUCACGUGAGAAAACUGAGGCUUGGAGACAUUACAUUACCCAAGAUACUAUGUCUAGGGGGUAGUGAGGCCAGAACUACAGACCUGUUUCCAUCUGACUCCAAGACUAUGCUUCAACCUUUGGGCCAUCAUGGCAGAGAAUUUGCUCAUCAGAAAACAAGGGUGGAAUAGUAGUGGUUAAACAGGCACAAAUGCCAGGGCCAUGGGAAUUCAGGGUUA